Molecule: messenger RNA, 246 nt
Organism: Adineta ricciae
Lineage: Eukaryota; Metazoa; Rotifera; Eurotatoria; Adinetida; Adinetidae
Source: the annotation of a GenBank genome assembly
AUGGUAAAAAAUCUUUGUAGUACGGGAAAACACUAUCAAUCAACGAUUUUUGAUAUAAAAGCCGAAAUAGAUGUGUGUAGUUGGCUCAUAGACUAUUACCACUCGAACAAACAAGCGAACAAAUCAAUAACAUCAUCUGUCGGAAAAACUCCAGACAACUAUGAUAUUCAGAUUCGAUUUUUCUCUAUUCGCAAUUACUUUCCUAUUCGUCUUGCUAAUGCUAAUGAGACAAACCAUGGCGGGUGA